Molecule: messenger RNA, 8355 nt
Organism: Bubalus bubalis (water buffalo)
Lineage: Eukaryota; Metazoa; Chordata; Mammalia; Artiodactyla; Bovidae
Gene: SKIDA1
Product: SKI/DACH domain containing 1
Exons: 3
Coding region: 1981-4749 (922 amino acids)
Source: RefSeq, a predicted model, not a curated record
CUACAAACCAGGACUAUAAACAUAAACAUGUGUCACUGUAACUGGGCAGAGGCAGCUGACAUGGUCAACAUAUUUAUCAAAGGAACCCCCUGGCUUUUGAAGAACAGUACUUUAUACAUCUGGAUCUGCACAUCCAGGCAAAGCUUAGAAAUAUCCGUUUAUUCUUUUAAACACACGGAUGUGUCUAUUUUUGGAAGAACAAGGAAACAUAUAAAUGCCUGGGCUGCAUUCAUGCUGUAGUUCCAAACACCGAACAGUUAAGAAGAUUUUGCCGAAUUUUGCAAAGCAGCCAACAAACUGCCUUGGGAUCGUGGUGAUGCGACUGGGAAGACCUUUGCUCUCAUUUGGCAAUAUUUUGGAUAUCCUUGAAAAUGACACCAAAAUAUGCUUUAAUUUGACUAAGAAGAGGUUAAACAAUAUUGAUAUUCAUCCAAAGUGAUUUAAAAAAAAAAAAAAAAGCAGAUGCUUGGCUUUCAUGGAAAAAAUGGGAGUUGUGGAAGAUUCAUUUAAACUACUAACCAAAAGCAUCACAGACCACUGAAAUAGUCUGCAUCAUACAUCAGCACUUUCUUUUCAUCGUUAUUACGUAAAACCUCUGGAAGCACCUUGGGCGGUUUACCUUUUCUUUUCUUUGCUACAGAAGCAAUCUGCUCCAUGGAAUUCUGACCUGUUGUGAACAGGACCCCGGCUAAGGCUGUGCUGGGGACUCUAGGACCAUCCUGCCUCCAAUCCAGCCUGCUUAAUUGUGAAAAGUGUACACAUUUCUGGCUUAUCUAUGCUUUGUUAUGGGUCUGACGUGAAACUACCUCCUCCCCACUCCACCCCCCAGCAGAGAACCAAAAUUCAGUUGAAUUGUUACAGUGUUUCGGAGCUGGAGCCUUGAACUGCUUCAUUGGUCAAAUAACUUUGUUUCUGGUUGUAAAAAGGCAUUUUGGGGGGUGGGGGAAACAAGGAAAAUCGAAAGAAAAUCAAAACGUAAGUCUGUACUGGGAUGGUUCACCGCGCGGAUUUAACUUUGGAGCUCCCAGCCGGGCUCCCCCACUCCCAUAAGGGAAAUACCAGGCUGUUCUGCACGUUUCGCUUAAGCUCCAUUUUCCAAAGGAAAAGGGGGGUGGGAUAUAUCUAUUUAGGCUUGAUAAUGUUUUAAAAAUGCUUUUCUUUGAAAUGAUAAUAGCUAUAGCGGUAAAAUUCAAAUAAAGCAAAAAAUAGGCAAUAUUCCUUUAAAGGCGAAUAUACAAGGCUUUUUUUUUUUUUUUUUUUAAGCGUACACACACUGCUUCUGAUGAAGUCUGUGAGUCAGGCUGUUUCUGAGCUCCGAUAGUUUAAUGGAAAGAUUUAUAUACCGACUGUAUUAUUUACUUUGGGAGGGGAGGUGGCAGUAUAAGGGUAUGCUAAUUAGUGGGAGAUUUUGGGGGGAAGGGGUGGAAUAUCAAUUUUUAUUGCAUCACCUGUCAGGAGUGUCCAAUCAGCGCUGGCUUUAGGGGAAUUAAUUGAUGAAGGUGUCUCCGGACGAGCUCACUUCACUCUGUCAUUUUAUUUGUAGCUAAAGCAGCGGCGGGAAUAGCAGCUGCAUGUCUUUUCUCUUUCUCCUUCACAUUCCAUUAUCAUAGUGCUCCAAUGGAGAAGGAAGGAAUAGAGGGGCCCAGGUACUGAUCUGCAGCGAGGACUUAGACCAACACACUGGCAAAGCAGAAACCGGAUGGUUUUUCCCCUCUUUUUUAAAAAAACGAAAACCAAAAAAAAAAGCAAGAAUCAAGUCAGUGUAAUUUCAUAGUUGUUUUUUUUUUUUCUUUUCUUUUCCCCAAUAAUUUCGCCUAGAGUUUGGCACUCCCUUCGCCGGGAAUAACAGUCUUUGUUAUUUUAUUAGCAGGAUGCCUUGAGACACACGCAGCAUCUGGUGGAGGAUUAACAUACAUACAUGUGUAUGUAUGCGUCACGUAUAUAUUUACUGCAAAUGGUGGGGAUCGUUUAGUGCCCGACAUGGGAGACCUGAAGUCAGGUUUUGAAGAGGUGGAUGGCGUGAGGCUCGGCUACCUCAUCAUUAAAGGAAAGCAAAUGUUUGCCCUCUCCCAAGUCUUCACGGAUCUGCUGAAAAACAUCCCGAGGACGACCGUGCACAAGCGCAUGGAUCAUCUGAAAGUGAAAAAGCACCACUGCGAUCUGGAGGAGUUGCGAAAACUCAAGGCAAUCAACAGCAUCGCCUUCCACGCCGCCAAAUGCACGCUCAUCUCCCGGGAAGACGUGGAAGCGCUCUACACCUCCUGCAAAACUGAGCGCGUCCUCAAGACCAAGCGCAGGAGGGUCGGCCGGGCCCUGGCCACAAAGGCGCCGCCGCCAGGGCGCGCCGCCGCCGCCGCCGCCGCCGGCCCCCGCCCGGCUUUCUGGAAGGACAAGCACCAACUUUGGCGGGGCCUGAGCGGAGCCGCGCGGCCCCUGCCAAUCAGCGCGCAGUCCCCGCGCCCGGGCGCCGCCGCCGCCGCCGCCGCGCGCCCAGCCGCCCAUCUACCUCAGAUUUUUAGCAAAUACCCGGGCUCGCACUACCCGGAAUUCGUGCGCUCGCCUUGCAAACCCCCUCUAAACUAUGAAACUGCCCCGCUCCAGGGAAACUACGUCGCUUUCCACUCGGACCCUGCUUAUUUUCGGAGCCUGCUGUGCAGCAAGCACCCGGCCGCCGCCGCCGCUGCCGCCGCCGCCGCCGCCGCUGCCGCCGCCGCCGCCGCCUACUACCAGGCGUCGGCGGCCGGGCCCCAGCCCAAGGCUGCAGCGGCGACGGCGGGCGCCGGAGGCCCGGUGAGCCUGACCUACCGGUGCAAGCGCAAGCGCGGGGGCGCCAAGGACUGCCUGCUCGCGCCGCACGCCGGCGCCCGCCGUCUGCUGCUGUUGCCCAGGUCCUACAAAGCCAAGGCGGCGGCGGCGGCGGCGGCGGCAGCGGCGGCGGCGGCGGCGGCGGCGGCCGCCGGGGCCACUUGCCUGGAAAGGUUUCAUCUGGUGAACGGCUUCUGCCCGCCUCCCCACCACCACCACCACCACCAUCACCAUCACCACCACCACCAUCACCACCACCACCGGGCCCAGCUGCCGCAGCCGAAUCACCAUCCCCCUCAUCACCACCGGCCGCAGCCCCAUCUGGGCAGCUUUCCCGAGAGUUGCAGCAGCGACUCCGAGUCCAGCUCCUACUCGGACCAUGCCGCCAACGACUCGGAUUUUGGCUCCAGUGUGUCCAGCUCCAGCAACUCUGUGUCCUCGGAGGAAGAGGAGGAGGAGGGAGAGGAGGAGGAAGAGGAGGAGGAAGAGGAGGAGGGGGGCAGUGGGGCCUCGGAUUCCAGUGAAGUCAGCUCGGAGGAGGAGGAGGAGGACUCGUCCACGGAGUCGGACUCUAGCUCCGGCUCCAGCCAAGUGUCAGUGCAGAGCAUCCGUUUCAGGCGCACCAGCUUCUGCAAGCCUCCCAGCGUGCAGGCGCAGGCCAACUUCUUGUACCAUCUGGCCUCCGCCGCCGCUGCAACCAAACCCGCUGCUUUCGAGGAUGCCGGCAGACUUCCCGAUCUCAAGAGUAGUGUCAAAGCGGAGUCGCCCGAGGAGUGGAAUCGGCAGAGCUGGGCCCCCAAAGCGUCUCCGGUGUACUGCCCGGCCAGCCUGGGGAGUUGUUUCACAGAGAUAAGGAACGAUAGGGUAUCUGAGAUUACAUUCCCACAAUCUGAAAUUUCCAGUAUUGUAAAGAGAACUGACCUGACAAUUAACUGCCUGGCGGAGGGGGCCUCUUCACCUAGCCCAAAGACAAACAAUGCAUUUCCACAACAAAGAAUACUCCGAGAGGCUAGGAAAUGCCUACAAGCAACUCCUACUACACACUGUGCAGAUAACAACACAAUAGCUGCUAGGUUCUUAAAUAAUGAUUCUUCGGGAGCAGCAACAAAUUCAGAAAAAGAUUCCAAAAUCCCUCAUUGUACUGAAUUUGCUACGGAUUUGCCCUCUUCUUCACCAACUUAUCCCGAGGUGGAUACAGCCGCAGCAACAACUAAAGCCGAGAAUGCCUGUACUGAUACCGGCGACAGGACAUUGCCGUUUCUGCACAAUAUUAAAAUCAAAGUAGAAGACAGUAGUGCUAAUGAAGAAUAUGAACCUGACCUUAUUACAAAUAAGCUAAAGUGCGAGUGCAAUGAUACAAAGGGUGAGUUUUACAGUGUGACUGAAAGUAAAGAGGAGGACGCCUUGUUAACUACAGCCAAGGAAGGUUUUGCAUGCCCUGAAAAAGAAACUCCUUCCUUAAAUCCACUGGCUCAGAGUCAGGGCCUUUCAUGCACUUUAGGUUCUCCAAAACCUGAGGAUGGGGAAUAUAAAUUUGGUGCCAGGGUGAGGAAAAAUUACCGGACACUAGUACUGGGAAAGCGACCUGUACUUCAGACACCUCCAGUCAAACCAAAUCUGAAAUCAGCUAGAAGUCCUCGUCCUACAGGUAAAACUGAGACACAUGAAGGAACACUGGAUGAUUUUACAGUUAUAAACAGACGCAAAAAGGUAGCCAGCAAUGUAGCAUCAGCAGUGAAAAGGCCAUUUAAUUUCAUGGCAAAUUUUCCUUGUCCACCAUCACUCAUUAUUGGGAAGGAUGGGGAUUUGUGGCCGGCGUAUUCCUUAAACACCACUAAGGAUUCCCAACCUCCUCACAAGGCCCAUCCUAUAUGGAAAUGGCAGCUGGGCGGUUCUGCAAUACCUCUUCCACCUAGUCACAAAUUCAGGAAAUUUAAUUCAUAAAAGCGUUUUUGGAAGAUAUUUUCUUGAACCAUACCUUCCUUUUGUUGUAAACUGCACAGGAUGGUUUGUACAAGUCCAUUAAUGUGUUACACCUCUUUUGGAGUCCUGGUUUAUCGCAUUUUGAAGACAGAAAUCGGAUUACUUUUUUUUUUCCAUUGCGGGGUUGGUUUUUUUUUUUUGGAGUAGGGUGGGGGAGGGGUGGGAGAAGGGUUGGUUUACAUUCCACAGACUAUACUUCAGGCUAAAGACUCAAGUAAACUCAGUUAUUACGGUAGAGCUGGAACACUUUACUGUUUCAAUGCUAAUAAUGCACCCGGUACCUCAAUUCAACUGCUACAAAUAAAUGUCAAAAGGUUGAAUAAUAAAUAUUACAAUGAGCCAUUAAGUUUAUGCACUAGAUUUCAGACCUAAAAGUGUAACUGUUAAUUCAGUGAAAGUUUGUUAGGUUGGUUACAUGGUUACACAGUGAGGUAGCAAGAAGUUUCUUGUGGGGUAUCUUUUUCUUUUUCUCCCCUCAUUUCCUCUUCAAGAGUAGUUGCACUUUUUUUUUUUUGAUUGGAAAUAUUGGGGAGUCCUGAAUGAAUGCUGGUAACAGCUACUUCACAUAUAUCGAGUAAAGUAAAUAUAAUAUUGUCUUUUUUCUUUUUCUUUUUUUUUUUUUGUAAAGGGUGUAAUUUUACUUUUACGCCACUCCUUGCAAUUGGAAAAGUCCUUUUUGCGUCCUCACCCAGAAUUUUAAAUGAGGUGACUCUUACUAUUGUCCUGCUUACCUUGUGGUCUGAACAUGACUCCUCAGAGUUGCAAAACAAUUAAAAUAUUUCUCAUAAUAGCAGGAUAGUUUAUGGUCUGACUCUUUAUAGUGACAGAGCAGUAAAAAAGCAACCAAGAAAAGGAAAAUGGGUCAGAAUUGUUCGAAUACCCCAAAUGAAAAAUAACAGUUAUUUCAGGGCUUUUUGGUACCAGAACUCAGGCACUUGGAUUUUAUUAUCUUUUACUUUCUCUGCAUCUCUCUAAACUUCUGUUUUCAGACCAUCCUGUGUAUAGAGCAGGAGAGUUUCUACUGCAAGUGACAAUCAGAGGUGACUAUCUAUAUUUGCACUUAAAAUCAAAGUAGUUCAACAUGCAAAUGGUUAGAGUCUAGCCCUUGGUAAGGGCCAUGCUGGUGUACUAUGUUGUGAUGAUGGAAGCAGUAAAUCAAAAUUAUGGAAAUUUGCACUGUUGAAAAGCAUGCUUUAGCUUUAUUUUCAAUUAAAAACACUGUUUAAAAUUCCUGGUUCCAUACAUUUCUACUUAUUCCAGAUUGAAGAACAGUUAACAGGAAUGAAUGGUUUUGUUGACAUUUUCACUUGUAAUGUUUUUGCCUGAAAGAAAUGCAUUUAUUGGGUGUAGUGUUUUGUUGUAAUACCAUGUGACGAGGCCAGUCAGGUUCUGUGCAGACCACUGGUGGGUUUCUUCCUAAAUAACAACAAAACUUCACAAACUUAUUACAAAUCAAGUGCAAAAAGUUUCAGGUUGAAGAAAGUGAAGCAGAGAUCACUUGCUAUUUUGAUGAAAGUUAAAUUUAAUAAUUUUGGGUCCACCUCCCCUAGUCUGACAAAUUAUAGAUCUCAGAUCUUUGCCAUCUUAAACCUAAGAAGUUGCAUCUAUAGAUCAUAAAUCACAGAAUGAAACAAAACAUCAAUGAAAUGUUUACUGUGUGAAUUGAAGUCACUAUUUCUCAUGGAAAUUCAGUCUUUUUCCACCCCCCCCCCAACCUUUUAAUUCCUACUCCCUUUGAAAUUUUCCUUUUGUCUAUAAAUGUUUCAGAUAGAUCUGGAUGGUCUCAGCCCUAAUUGCUGUAUAUGCUCUGUGGUUUUACUCUUUAUUGUAAAGGACAGAGGCUGAGAGUACCUGCAUCCAAAUACAUUUGGAUGGAGUAAACAGAUGCUUUGAACUGCCUCCCUUCCUUUCCUUCUUGAAUGUUGCCAGAUGUAGGUUCACUGGAUCUUUUUUUUAUUUGGAUGAUAGAUAUGGUCAAAGUAAAAAUUGGGGGAUGUUAUCCUUGAAAUCAUAUUUGUGUGUAAUUUCAAAGACCAGUACAAGUUACAGCUAAAGCCCCAGAAAGCUGAGCCAUUGGCUUCUCAGUCAGUUCUUGCCUCUUUGGAAGGCAGCAGAAUUUGGGUGCAGUCAGUUAUCCUGCAAAAUCAAUCUGUAAAAAGUGUGACACACACACACUGGAAGUCUGUAAUUUCUACUCUUUAAUUACUGCUAAGUCAAGAAAGUUUCGAGUAUGACUGCAUUUAGACUAGUACUUUUCUUAUUGGCUGUGGAAUCAUUGUGCCUAAAUUAUAAAUUGAAAGUAUAUUUGAAACCUAUAGAUCUUGGGUGUGGGAGGACUGCGAGCUGGAAUAAGCACAAUAAGCACAAUUUAAAACAAAUAUACCCUAUGGAAUCUCUGACAUAAAAUAUCAGCCUCCAGCUUUGACACUUGGUCUCCAACCCUCAGAGAAUCAAUAGUUUCAGUUUAUAGGAACUGGAGAAUGAGCAGCAGGGAGGCCGAGGCAUUCCAGAGUGAUACCAUCAAAAAGGAAGAAAUGAAAUAGUCCACACAAAUUUCUCCCCACAGUACCACCACAAGCCAGCCAAUCACAGCAAAACCUCAGUUGGGGCUUCUGUUAGGAGAGUGUACCAAAUAGUAUUCAGUAACUUGUAAAUGCAAAUUCUUCCAUUUUGAGGAGCCUCUUAGCUGUUUUCCUAUUCUGCUGUAUUCCUAGUACAGUUUAUUUCAUUUUGGUUGGUUUAUGAUUGAUGACAAGAUCUAGAUUUUCUAAGAUGCUAUAAAUGUCCUAUUUGUUCAAAAACUUAAGACUUAUAGAGAGAAAAACAAAAGUUAUCUCCAUUGAUAGACUGCAUUUUUUACAUUUAAAUGUUUUCAGGUGAGAGGUGUUUUUUUGCUUGUUUGUUUAAAACACUAUAUGGUUCCAGGGUCACUGAUUCCUGUGUCUAAGACUCAACACUUACAGGCAUAAGAAAAAAAAAUGAAGGAAAGGGCUCUUUUUCUGACUUUUUUGUGGAAACAAGUUAUUUUUGGUCUCCUGUAAAAGUAGUUUCCUGAUAAGACUGUGAAAUGAAGAUUUAAUUAUUUUUUUAAGAGAUGUGUGUACUCUUGUCUUCCACAGUCAGGUUAUCUGCCUUUUUAGCAAAUGCAGUUUGCUUUUUCUCAACUAUUUACUUUUUAAAGUGGGUAUUCUUUUGUACUGGCUUACUUGAUUACAGUGAAGUCAUCUCAAUAAUGGUUGUUUAUUUUAAAAUCAACAACAAGGAGCCACCACUAAACAGCAGUAACAUAAACUAGAUGGGCUGGUGUGUGGAUUUUUAUCUUAUCCAUGUCUGGGUGACUUUCAAUGGUCUAGAAACUCCUCAAAGUUUCAGGCACAAGAACUGGAAGUUUCUGCUGAUAUGUGAAUGCUAGUUUUGUGUGCAUGCAGGAAGAGAUGUAGACUAAUUCCUCAAAAGCAUUUUUUGUUUCUUUCAAAGAAAACAAAAUCCUCUAUGGUAAAACAAAAACAAAACACAACUAUUAAAAAUAAUAAUAAUAAAGCAUUAGCAUCUACAAAAGACAGAAAA